This is a messenger RNA of Oldenlandia corymbosa var. corymbosa, 1727 nucleotides long. The record is from the annotation of a GenBank genome assembly. Lineage: Eukaryota; Viridiplantae; Streptophyta; Magnoliopsida; Gentianales; Rubiaceae.
UGGCGCGCCACGUCGGACUCUUCCCUCUCCCAAGACACUUCCUUCUUCUUAUAAUUCCUAACACGUUUUUUUUGUAAUUCAAUUCCUACACCCAUUAAUUCCUUCUUAUUGAGUUCUUUCUUCGUUUCUUCCUCCAUCUUUGCCUCUCCUUUGUUUUUCUUUUCUUUCGAAAUUGUUCAAUUCUAUUCUGCAAAAGGGAGCACCGAUAAUGGCGUCCUUGCGUCUGAAAUCGGUGCAGUAUCAUUUGGGAGUAAUUCGGGACUUGGGAUUUGUUGGUGGUCGGCGGAGGCGGCGUGGGGUAGAGGGUUUUGUCAAUUAUGCUCCGCAGACUUAUGGGUCGUCGUCCCCUCGCUUGGUUGUUGUGAAUAAGAAGAAUGCGCGGACUGAUUUGGAUGGUUCCUCUUCUUCUGCUUCUGGGGCUUCUUGUUCUUCUUCGUCCGUGUUUGAAGAUGAUGGUGAUCAUCAUAAUUGGUCCAAAUUGGGAUCAUUGGGAGCUAUGAUUAAUAGAGAAAGGGAUCGUGAUGUUGUGAUUGACGACGGCAAGCUUGAUACCUGGGUUAAGGAAUCUGUUGUCGAGAUCUUGAAUAACCUGGAGGAAGCACCUUUCCUCGUGCACAUAUACACUGACAGUGAGGAGGGAUCAGGUUCAGCAGGAUCUGCUUCUUCUUCUGGCAAGACUAGAUUAGUUAAAGAGAAGGCGACUGCAGAGAGCUGGCCGAGUAUCAAAGGAAGAUGGGGCGGAAAUGACCCUACACCAACCGGUAUUAUCUUGGUGGAAGAAAUGAAAAACAGUGAAGAAUCUGUGUCGGAAACAUCAUGUUCUUCUUCUUCAUCGACCAGAGUAUGGGGAAUACUAAUCCAAGGGAAAGGGGUAAGUUGCCCUGCUUGUUACAUCCUAAAGACUUGCAGAGUGAGGUCGGUUUUAGGUUGCUGCACUCAUUUCUGCUUAAUGAGAGUGGGUUGCUUCUUUGAAAGUGUAGAUAUUCAGCUCAAGAAUUUGUGGCUGGUGUAGAAAACAAAUUCUGGACAUUAAAUAUUCUUUACCUAUUGUGAUUCUUGAUCAUUUGAGUAUGAUCAGUUUGAUCAAAUGCCCAUGUUCAAAGAAGGAUCAUUAUUCAUUUAGUCAUCUACAAAUGUAUAGAUUGUCUUCCAUAAUGAAAGCUAUUAAAAAGUUGUAAGUCAUCUUCUGUUCCUUUUUUGAAGACUUAGAAUUUGGUUGUUCAGUUAUAUUGUUGGUUACUUGGUGAGUUUAUCUUGCAAGCAACUUCGCAAUUUAGUCAUCUAAGUUUCGAAGCAAUCUCUUAUAUGAAAUGUAAUCUUUUCCUCUUCUGGUUCUUCCACAUCAUGGUGAUUGUGAAAUGACCAAUGAUGAUGGACCGAUUACACACAGUUUUAAGCUGCCCUGCCUGUUACAUCUUAAAAGACUUGCAGAGUGAAGUCUGUUUUAGGUUGCUGCUCCCAUUUUUUUCAUCAGGUUCUGCUUAAUGAGAGUGGGUUGCAUCUUUGACAGUGUAGAUAUGCAGCUCAAGAAUUUGUGGCUGGUGUAGAAAACAAAUUCAGGACACUCAAUAUUCUUUAUCUAUUGUGAUCCUUGAUUAUUUGAGUAUGAUCUGCUUGAUCAAAUGUCAAUGUUCAAAGGAGUAUCAUUACUUAUUUAGUCAGGUACAAAUGUAUAGUUUGUUCUUCCGUAAUAAAAAGCUAUUAAAAAGAUGUUAGUCAUCUUCUGG